AUGGGCGCCAUCGUCGCGGCGCCGAUCCAGGCCCUGGGCUCCUGCCUCGGCAGCUGCGAGGGCACGUUCCUGGCGGCGGUGUGCUGCCAGCUGGCCGGCGCCGGCCAGUUGGCCAGUUUCCAGGGCGCACGCGCCGCCCUUGUCGGACUGCAGGCCUUCUCGGCCUCACUCGCGGUCGCAGCUGCAGCGACGCCAGCCUUUUGGCUACCAUGGUUUUGCGACAAGCUCCAGGUUAUGGGCCAGGGCGGACUGGGCAUAUGCGAAUGUGCGGGCAGCGAGGCUUGCUGGGCGGACCAGCUCGUGUAUCGGGUCGAGGCCGCGGGCGUCAUGGUCUUCCUCUUUCUGCUGCUCAUGGCGGCUAGCGGGUGCGUCCAGGGCGCGGUCUUCAAGAAUACAGUGGGGAAGUUCAUGGCCAUGUUGUUCAUCCCCCUCGCGCUGCUAGCCGUUCCCAACACGGUCCUGCGCGCAUACGGCGAGGUCGCCACGGCUUCAUCUGCGGCGUUCUUGGUGAUGCAGGCCGUGCCAUUGAUCGAUUUCGGCUACUCUUGGAGCGAAACGUGGUUCAGGAAGGCCGAGGAUGCGCGGCGGGCGGCUGAGCGGCGGGGGGACUUCCAGUCUUUCCCGUGGUGGAAGGCGGGUAUUCUGGCCGCGGCAGCAGCGCUCUUCAUCGGAUCGAUUGCCGCGUCCGUGUACAUGUUCAUCGCCUCCCCCGAGGUUGGUGCUCGGAGCGUCACUACUGCCGCGUGGGGGGUGGCUGCAGCACUGACCGUGGUGGGCAUCACGUGUGUGGAUGACGGCCCGCUGCUGACCUCGUGCGUCGUCAUGGCAUAUGCCGCCUGGCUCACCUGGGAGGCUCUCGCGACACUGCCGAGCGGCGGCGGCCCAAGGCUCCCCCCGUGGGCCGCGGUCACCACUUGCCUUGCCUCGCUGCUGUGGUUCUCGAGGGGCACCACCAGGGCCGCCCUGCCCGCCGGCCAGGAACCCUUGAUCAUUGCCGCGCUGCCCGGGCCCGCGCCGCCGCCAGGGUCCGCCGACGCGGCCACUUUCGGUGUGCAAGGUUCGAAGGAGUUUGUCGUCCAGUGCGCCAUGCACGCGGCUGCGGGCAUCUACAUCACCGCCGCGCUGGCGCCGCGGGCGAGCGCCCUUGCGUAUGGCCUGCGCGUCGCCGCGGUGUUCCUCUCGCUCGCCCUCUACUGCUGGGUCCUUGUGGCGCCACACGUGUUCCCGAACCGCACCUUCGGUGGGUGA
This is a messenger RNA of Prorocentrum cordatum, 1248 nucleotides long. Lineage: Eukaryota; Dinophyceae; Prorocentrales; Prorocentraceae. The record is from the annotation of a GenBank genome assembly.